Molecule: messenger RNA, 2679 nt
Organism: Mugil cephalus (flathead mullet)
Lineage: Eukaryota; Metazoa; Chordata; Actinopteri; Mugiliformes; Mugilidae
Gene: adob
Product: 2-aminoethanethiol (cysteamine) dioxygenase b
Exons: 1
Coding region: 814-1572 (252 amino acids)
Cellular component (GO): mitochondrion
Molecular function (GO): oxidoreductase activity, acting on single donors with incorporation of molecular oxygen, incorporation of two atoms of oxygen
Source: RefSeq, a predicted model, not a curated record
ACAGGGACGAAGAACAUGAGGUCUCACUCUGUUUGUUCGAAAAAAGAAAUUUGUAUGAAAUAAACGAGAUGAGUCCGGCAAUUAUUUAAUUCAUUCAAUGUAUUUAUUGUGUAUUUUAAUUUAAAAAGCAAAACAACAGGUUUUAUAGGGAACGAGACUUGUGAAAUAAAUAAAUAAAUAAAAAAUUAAAUGUUAUCAAAAUGAAAUAAAGAAACGGGGACAAUUACGGGUCCAUUUAUUUUGACAAUAUUUAUUCCAUAUGUGGAAUGUGAGAAUAUUUGUUUUUUUAAAUACAUCUCUUUCCAGAACCUGACACAGAAACUUGGGAUUUUUUAAAAAAUUGUAAUCAUUUUUUUGGAGGUUUAAUUUGCUGAAGUCGAAUUCAAGGAUAACAAAUAAAGUGUUAGUAAACUGGAAGGCAAUUAAAUAUCGGAGGGAAAACGUUUAUCUUCAAAAUUAGAAACACUUUAAUCCAUGGGGUCAAUUAGGAGGAUGCAGAAAUAUGUAGAUCACCAUAAAAUCUCACUGAUUCCUUCCUUCUUGUGUCCCAUGUCCGUGUCCCCAUCACAUAGGGAAAAGUCAUGAAAUGUGAAGCAAAAGAAAUGUGUUAAUUGUAUAUUUAGAGGCGUCAAACGUUGAAUGGAGUCAAAUUGCUCCCACAGAUAAAUAGUAGGAGGGUUGAUACAAAAACACACAACAACUGAGGAGCAACUCAUCUCGCUCAUAGACGAUCUUGGAUGCUAGCUGAAUGGCUAAGGCUAACUAGCCUCCAUUGGACCCGGGUGGCCCCGCUCUUCGCUUCGGGAUUUCGGGAUGAUGCCCGGUGACGGUAACAUGGCCUCCAUCGUCCAGAGAAUAGCUCGACAGGCGCUCCUCACCUUCAGGAACCCGCCGCGGGCCGGAGAGGAGUCCACCAAGUCUUUCCUGGAGAACCACGGCAAGCUGCGGAGCCUGAUGACGGAAGUCCGAGCCGCGGACCUGAAGCUCACCCCGCGGAGAGCCGAGGACAGCUCCCCCGGAAAGCCCCCUCCUCCCCCGGUCACCUACAUGCACAUCUGCGAGACGGACCACUUCAGCAUGGGGGUGUUCCUGCUGAAGAGCGGCGCCUCCAUCCCCCUCCACGACCACCCGGGGAUGCACGGCAUGCUCAAAGUCAUGUACGGAAAGGUCCGGAUCAGCUGCUUCGACCGGCUGGAGCGGGUCCCGGGGGCGGCCCCCCCGGCCGGUCCCCCGUUCCCGUCCCCGGCGCAGACCGGCUCUCUGCGGCGCUCCCUGCUGCGCUCCGCCGGGGAGUACACGGAGGACAGCGGGCCCUGCGUGCUCUCCCCGGACCGGGACAACCUGCACCAGAUCGACGCCGUGGACGGGCCCACGGCGUUCAUGGAUAUCCUGGCCCCCCCGUACGACCCGGACGACGGCAGAGACUGUCACUACUACAAGGUCCUGGCGGACGUGGAGCUGAAGAACACGGAGCCGAAGGGGGAGCAGGAGGUCUGGCUCAUGGAGAUCUCGCAGCCGCCGGAUUUCUGGUGCGGGGGGGAGCCGUACCCGGGCCCGGAGGUCUGCCUCUGAUCCCGGCCGGACUCGAACCCGUGCAGCCGCGAUGAAGGCUCCGUGCACCGCGCUUUAGACUCUGAGCUUCACUCACACUCAUGAAUAAAUAAAUUAUAAACGAGAGAAGGUCGUGGACGAGGAGACACACACACACACACACACACUUCACACACAAUUAAACCGGUUAUCAUGACCCGAUGGGAGCAUCUCCAAGUGUCUGCGUGUUUAAUCCAAGUUUAAUCCGGUUUGAAAUCAAAAGAGUUAAAAAAGAAUCAGGACCAAAGUGAAAAGGGGGUUAAAAAUAAGACCCUCUGAGUAUUUAUUUUGGACCAGAGGCCGAGAAAUGACAAAGAUGAUGAUGUGCAGGUUGUUGUUGUUGAUGCUGCGUUCAAAGACAGCCAGGAGAGUCUGUGGCCUUGAACGCAGCGUUAAAAGUUUUUUUUUUUUUUUUUGAGACAGUCCAUCUCUACAUCAAUGUAUUUUUCUUUUUUUGUUUGUUUUAUUUUAAGUUGUCUUCCUGUUUUCAGGCUUUUGUGGCGUGUGUUCGAGCUCCCGUGAACCUUUCAAUGUUGAAAUCCCUCAGGACACAUUUAAAUGAAGUUUAUCCUCCCUUACUCUCCUCAUUCCCUUUGUCCUUCCUUCCUUCCUUCAUCUUGUGUCACCAUCGAGUUUUUAGACUAUUUGUGGUUUUGAGAAUUGAACUUUUUUCCGAGGUCACAUCGGUUAAACGUUAAAUGCUCAUUGUUUCUUUCAGGCGUUUGUGGUGAGACGUUCAAAUCCCUCAGGACCGAUUGAAAUGAUUGUUUGUAAAGACGUGUGCACUAAUAUUAGCCUUCAAGGGUAAAAACAGGAGACGUCUCAGUUGAUCAAAGUCUCUGCUUCUUCUUGCUCAACUUUAAAGCGACGUUCGCUAAAUUCAGAUCAACUUUUCGAUUCAAAACGAGGAUUUAAAUUCUAUAAAAAAUAAAAAAAAAAUGCACAGAAAUCAAGAAACACCAUUAAAUGAGAAGCUCCGCGGUGCGUGUUGAAUCAGAUGUAGACUCUGUGUUUCUGUUUCCAUGUGUUCUGCCUGUAAUGAAGGUUUUCUCUCUGUUAUAUAAAUCGUUGGUGUUUAUUUUGCCUAAA